AUGAGUCCGCAGCUGGGCACCUUCCCGUGCUACACCCAAACGGGCACACACCGUGCCCUCAGCCUGUUCGCAAUGAGCAACUUACCACAGUGGGAGGAGCAGGCAGGAGAAGGCAGUGCCAGGCAACCUGGAUGCAGGGCCAACACGGUGUCUCUGCUGGACAACAUAGAGCCUUCUACGGUGAUUUUGCAGCUGUCUGUGGUGCUUGGUGUCAUGUUCGUGCUGCCGAAGGUGGCCCAGUUCUACCACGAGAGGAAGAAACUCAUCAAAGCUCUGUAGGCAUUCCCUGAUCCUCCAAAACACUGGCUCUAUGGCCACAAUCACCUGAUAACUACCGAUAAAAUAUUAAAUCAGAUGGUGUCAUGGGGAGAAGAAUACCCCUAUGCCUUUCCCAGAUGGUUUGGACCAGUCCUGCCUUCUCUAAUAAUCCACCAUCCUGAGUAUGCCAAAAGCAUACUUGGCCGAACGGAUCCUAAGCCAAAUAUACCCUACAAAUUCUUAGUUCCCUGGAUUGGGCAGGGGCUGUUGAUCUUGGAUGGAACCAAAUGUUUCCAGCAUCGGAAGCUGCUCACCCCAGCCUUUCAUUACGACGUGCUGAAAUCUUACGUGGCUCUGAUGUCAGACUCGGUCAAAGUGAUGCUGGAUAAAUGGGAAAAGAAGAGCACAGAGAGGAAGCCAGUGGAGCUCUUUCAAGACGUCAGCUUGAUGACACUAGACAGCAUCAUGAAAUGUGCCUUCAGUUAUAAUAUAUACUGGUCUCCUUACAGCAACUCAGAUCAUUAUAUCAGAGCUGUUUAUGACCUGAGCUACCUCGUGAGCAAUAAGCUCCAGACUUUUUCUUACAAGGAUGUCUUCUAUGACUUGACUCGCAAAGGCCAUGAGUUUCAAGAUGCAUGCAAGCUGGCCCAUACCCACACAGAUAAGGUAACAAAAGAAAGAAAGAUAUUGCUCUCCAGUGAGAAGCAGCUUGACAAGAUCCAGAAGAUGACACACCUGGAUUUUCUGGACAUUCUUCUUUGUACCAAGGAUGCAAAUGGAGUUGGGCUAUCUGAUGAGGACCUGCGUUCCGAGGUGGACACAUUCAUGUUUGUGGGUCAUGAUACCACAGCCAGUGGGUUCUCCUGGCUCUUGUACUGCCUGUCGUUAUAUCCAGAGUACCAGCAACGGUGCUGGGAGGAGACCCAGGGGAUCCUGGGGGACCAAGAUACCAUUGAGUGGGAGGACCUUGGGAAGAUGACUUACACCACAAUGUGCAUCAAAGAGAGCUUGUGCCUGUUCACACCAAUUCCUUCCGUGUCCCAAUACAUCUCUAAACGUGUCACAUUUUCUGAUGGAUGCAGCUUGCCAGCAGGCUGCCAGGUUGGACUGAACAUAUUUGCUAUUCACAGGAACCAGGAUGUGUGGGAGGACCCUGAGAUGUAUGAUCCCCUGAGCUUUUCUCCAGAGAACUCAGCACAGAGGCACUCCCAUGCUUUCCUGCCUUUCUCUGCUGGAUCCAGGAACUGCAUCAGGCAGCAGUUCGCCAUGAAUGAGAUGAAGGUGGAUUUGGCCCUGACCCUGCUCCGCUUCAAACUCUCCCCUGACCCGUCCAAGCCUCCCGUGCUGAUGCCACAGAUCACCCUCAGGUCCAGAAACGGGAUCCACCUGCAUCUGAAGAAGAUUCACUGA
Messenger RNA from Phaethon lepturus (White-tailed tropicbird), 1668 nucleotides. RefSeq names its product cytochrome P450 4B1-like. The record is from RefSeq and is a predicted model, not a curated record. Lineage: Eukaryota; Metazoa; Chordata; Aves; Phaethontiformes; Phaethontidae. Gene Ontology annotation, molecular function: iron ion binding; monooxygenase activity; heme binding.